AUGACCUCUGGGUCUUUGGAAGACAGUAACCGAAAUUACUCCAUCUGGAGAUUUUUGCUGGUCUUCAGCUGCCUGGUGCUGUCCGUGUUGUCCACUAUCCAGGAGCAUCAGGAAUUUGCCAACGAGUGUCUCCUCAUCUUGGAAUUCGUGAUGAUCGUGGUGUUUGGCCUGGAGUACAUCAUCCGCGUGUGGUCCGCUGGCUGCUGCUGCCGCUACCGAGGAUGGCAGGGCCGCUUCCGCUUUGCCAGGAAACCCUUCUGUGUCAUCGACUUCAUUGUGUUCGUGGCCUCGGUGGCCGUCAUCGCCGCGGGCACACAGGGCAACAUCUUUGCCACAUCUGCGUUGCGCAGCAUGCGCUUCCUGCAGAUCCUGCGCAUGGUGCGCAUGGACCGGCGCGGAGGCACCUGGAAGCUGCUUGGCUCCGUGGUCUAUGCGCACAGCAAGGAACUGAUCACCGCCUGGUACAUUGGGUUCCUGGUGCUCAUCUUCGCCUCCUUCCUCGUGUAUCUGGCUGAGAAGGAUGCCAACUCGGACUUCUCCUCCUACGCUGACUCGCUCUGGUGGGGGACGAUUACACUGACCACCAUCGGCUAUGGUGACAAGACACCACAUACCUGGCUGGGCAGGGUCCUGGCUGCUGGCUUCGCCUUACUGGGCAUCUCCUUCUUUGCCCUGCCUGCUGGCAUCCUCGGCUCUGGCUUUGCCCUGAAAGUACAGGAGCAACAUCGGCAGAAGCACUUUGAAAAGAGGAGGAUGCCAGCAGCCAACCUCAUCCAGGCUGCAUGGCGCCUGUAUUCCACUGAUACCAGCCGGGCCUACUUGACAGCUACCUGGUACUAUUAUGACAGCAUCCUCCCAUCCUUCAGAGAGCUGGCCCUCUUGUUUGAGCACGUGCAACGGGCCCGCAAUGGGGGCCUACGGCCCCUGGAGGUGCGGCGGGCGCCAGUACCCGACGGAGCGCCCUCCCGCUACCCACCCGUUGCCACCUGCCACCGACCAGGCAGCACCUCCUUCUGCCCUGGGGAAAGCAGCCGGAUGGGUAUCAAAGACCGCAUCCGUAUGGGCAGCUCCCAACGGCGGACAGGUCCUUCCAAGCAGCACCUGGCACCUCCACCAAUGCCUACCUCCCCGGGCAGCGAGCAGGUAGGCGAGGCCACCAGCCCCACCAAGGUACAGAAGAGCUGGAGCUUCAAUGACCGCACUCGCUUCCGGGCUUCUCUGAGACUCAAGCCCCGCACCUCUGCGGAGGAGGUCCCCUCAGAGGAAGUAGCAGAGGAGAAGAGCUACCAGUGUGAGCUCACGGUGGAUGAUGUCAUGCCUGCGGUGAAGACAGUCAUCCGCUCCGUCAGGAUUCUGAAGUUCCUGGUAGCCAAGAGGAAAUUCAAGGAGACACUGCGACCAUACGAUGUGAAGGAUGUCAUUGAGCAGUAUUCAGCAGGACAUCUGGACAUGCUGGGCAGGAUCAAGAGCCUACAGACUCGGGUGGACCAGAUUGUGGGUCGGGGACCCGGGGACCGGAAGACUCGGGAGAAGAGCGACAAGGGGCCCUCCGAGGCGGAGGCAGUGGAUGAAAUCAGCAUGAUGGGACGCGUGGUAAAGGUGGAGAAGCAGGUGCAGUCCAUCGAGCACAAGCUGGACCUGCUGCUGGGCUUCUACUCGCGCUGCCUGCGCUCCUCCGGCACCUCAGCCAGCCUGGGCACCAUGCAAGUGCCGCUCUUUGAUCCCGACAUCACCUCCGACUACCACAGCCCCGUGGACCACGAGGACAUCUCCGUCUCCGCACAGACGCUCAGCAUCUCCCGCUCGGUCAGCACCAACAUGGACUGAGGGGCUUCUCCGGGACGGGACGGCACUCGGCCGGCCCCUCGGCCAGGAGGCCACGCCCGCCCUCUGAGGCCUCGGGCCUCCUCUCUUACUUGAACUCGCUCCCUCGCGGGGAGAGAGGCCACACGCAGUAUUGAGCUGCCUGGGCGGGCGGCGGAUCUGCCGCGGGUGGCAGGCCCCCCAGGAGCAUGAGAUGCCAGGCCAUGUGGAGGGCUAUAGCAGCGGCUGCCCCAUGGCCUCUGGGCUCCCCAGUACCCUGCCUGCUCCAUCAAGGCUUGACCUGGCCUGUCUGGCAGGGCAUUGUGCUGAGAGUGGGAGUGGGCCCUGGGCCCUGGGCCCUGAUACAGCUUCCAGCUAUGCAAGGCGAGGUCUCUGACCUGCCCUUCGGGCAGAGCAGGGAAGCCCUCCUGCCAAGUCCCCACCCCUCUUGGGGAUGGGCCCA
Dipodomys ordii (Ord's kangaroo rat) is the source of this 2266-nucleotide messenger RNA. RefSeq names its product potassium channel, voltage gated KQT-like subfamily Q, member 4 (gene Kcnq4). Gene Ontology annotation, biological process: transmembrane transport; potassium ion transport. The transcript is spliced from 14 exons. Gene Ontology annotation, cellular component: membrane. The record is from RefSeq and is a predicted model, not a curated record. The coding region runs from base 1 to 1827 and encodes 608 amino acids. NCBI's taxonomy places the organism in Eukaryota, Metazoa, Chordata, Mammalia, Rodentia, Heteromyidae. Gene Ontology annotation, molecular function: voltage-gated potassium channel activity.